AAGAAAUUGAAUGGUGAAAAGGAAAGUCAGUCAGGUGCCGAAUCCCUCCUUCAGAGAUUGGCGGGUAACCUAGCAACGCAGGCACAGCGGAAGGAACUGCGCUGAGAAACGUGCAGCCCUUAGAGCAGGGUUGCCAGAGACAAUAACAGCUGGAGACCUGUGCAGUCUAACCUCGUCUUGAUCUCCCAGGGCGUAAGGAGGCAAGAAGACUGCUCAGAAAAUGGCUCUAGAUGCCCUCGGUGUGGCCCCUCUCUACCAGGGCCCCGACAUCAACAGAAUGAAGCUGACGGCAGAGCCAUCCAAGAAGCCAGCCUCCCUGCUAAAACCCUUGGUCCCCUCCAAGUCCAAACUCACCACCAUUGAGGCCGAGAGGGUCAUGUCCGUACUGGACGAGACCAUCCACAAGGUGGAGUUGGUGACCCUGCUGUCCUACAUGGCUUCCAAUUACGAGACCUUGGAGGGGGUGCUGGGGCAGGACAUCAUGAAGGCUGUGAGCGAGCACGAGGAUCUCUGCCGCAGCCUCCUGGACACUGUCUUUUACCUGCAGGAUAAAGAAAGGCGAUUGCAGGAGGAGGAAGAGUUUAAGGAGGAAGGGUGGUUCAGAGAUCGCAUCCUCUCCGUAGAACUGCAGAAAUCCAGCCUCCCACCCCUUAUGCAGCAGAUCAAAGAAUCCACCAAGGACACCCUGAGACUCUUGCUCAAUAAUCCACAGGCGGUGAGGCUCUUGCAGACGUACACCCUGAGCAGAAGCGCCGAAGCCCAGAAUUUCAUCGACUGCCUGAUAGAACUGCGGGGUUUCCUCUUUGAGAAGCUACUCACCGGCCCCAUGGAAGCUCGAGACAAGAGUCAGUUCAUACAGGAUAUCAAUAUACGGAACAGGAGGAAUCAAGGAAUCAUCAACACUCUUGAAAAUGAAUUGGUGGCCAGCGUGAAGAACAGGGACGCGGAGGUGGAGAAGGAGAACUUUGUGAUCCAAGAACUGAAAAACCACUUGCACCAGAUGCUCAAGCUCUCGGAGAACAGCCUCCUUCGCACCAAGCAGGAGGCCAAGAAGCAGCAGAAGGCUGACUUCCGGGCCUCGCAGGCCAGGGUGGCCAAGAUCCAGCAGGAGUUACUCAUGCUGAGGUCCCAAUACCACAACCUGGUUGUGGAAAACUGGGAGGCAGAGCAGGCGCUGAGGAAGAAGAAAUAUAGAGUGGAGACGGAAAUCGAGAACUGGAUCCAGAAGUACGACAUGGAGAUGGGUGAGAAGCAGGAAGAGUACGAGAAGCUUGACCUCAUCCACAAGGAGGAGAAGGUCCAGCUGGAGGAGCUGAAGCAGAAGUGCGACGUCCUCGUGCAGGAGUUCUCCCAGAUCCGGGCCAAGCGGGAGGUCAACGCCAAGAAGAGAACAGAGGCGGAGCAGGAGAUGCUGCGCAUGGUGCGGGCCGCCACGCUCAUCCAGGCUUUGUGGAGGGGCUACCUGGUCCGCUCCAUGCUCAAGUCCAGGAAGAAGAAGCGGAGCAAGAGCAAAGGGAGGAUCAAGGAGAAGAGCAAGGCCAAGGCCAAGGCCAAGGGCAAGGCCAAGAAAUAAAUCUCCCCCUGGGGGCCUGGCUCCUGGCCUGUGCCACCGGGCUCCUCACUUCCCACAGAGCAGGCCAGGAGGCCACAAGGAGGGGGAGCCUUGCCAUUCCUGGCCUGAAUGGUUUUUCAAAGUUAAAAGCCGUUUAAACCACAUCCUGUAAAUAAAUGUCCCUUUGCCCAGGG
Messenger RNA from Ailuropoda melanoleuca (giant panda), 1746 nucleotides. It is a transcript of the gene DRC10, whose product is annotated as dynein regulatory complex subunit 10. The record is from RefSeq and is a predicted model, not a curated record. The transcript has 5 exons. Lineage: Eukaryota; Metazoa; Chordata; Mammalia; Carnivora; Ursidae. The coding region runs from base 221 to 1573 and encodes 450 amino acids. Gene Ontology annotation, molecular function: protein binding.